AGUCACAUGAUCCCGCUCAACCCAUACACGGAAGUCAUGGGUUCUCCGAAGCAAGAUGACCAUCUCAGAAGCAUUUAAGCUGUCAAACAUGCGUCUUUCUCACCAAAACGCGUUUUUAACCGUGUGCUUGUUGUAUGUGUGUGCCGUCGCGUCAAGCAAAGGAGCUAACAUCACACUUUCAGUCUCGACGACGGCCAAGUCUCCCGUUUUCAAGCCGGCGGAGACGGGGGACUCUCGCGCUUCCCUCAUCAGCCUGCUAUCCGCCUUUCCGGACGACUUGGAAGUGAGCGACUACUGUAACGACCUGCUGCGCCUCUUUGGUCAACGUUAUGUUGCCUAUAUCAACUGCCUGGUUCCGUCUUCGCGGCCAGUUAAAGUGUGCCAGAACUGCUACGACGCUUACGGUAGCCUGGUGACAACUUACACGAAUAUCUCCUCUGAACAGUUAGGUCCUGCUAAUGAGAGCUGCAGGGACAGCCUUCUACGCAGUGAUCGUCUCAUGGUGGUUUAUCUGCUCUUCAACAACCUAAAGGACUUGUGGACCAAAGCAGGCUGUGACAACUGCAUCACCAAUGGAUUCCUGAGCCUCACUGAUGACACGCUGUACUUCAUGUCCACUCUGAACCAAACUCUUACCUGCUUUGAAAGAUACCAACAGGGCAAUCACACAGAGCUGUGUAAAAACUGUAAGAGCGCGUAUAAGGGUCUCAGUGAACUGUACAGUGGCAUGGAGAAGAAUCAGACAAUGUGUAUUGACAUUGAGGAUGGGAUGAACAUGACCCGCAGGCUUUGGAGUAAGAACUUCAAGUGUUCCUUCCCCCGGGAGGAGACGGUGCCUGUCAUUGCCGUGUCCAGCUUUAUGCUCUUUCUGCCCAUCAUCUUCUACUUGAGCAGCUUCCUUCACUCAGAACAAAAGAAACGCAAGCUCAUACACCCAAAGAGAGCAAAGUCAUACUCCUCCAGUCUGAUGAACAUUCAGGACAAGCAGAGCUGAUCGCGGACACUGUUGAGGAGUUAACAUUUUCUACAAUUUGGAGGUUUGCGAUAUCAGUGGCUCUUCCUCUUAGCAGACUGAGUUUACCUAUCAGUAUUCCUGAGAAACAAAUUCAUGUCAAACACACUGCAAUUUUCAAUGUAUAUAUUUAAUUUUGGUUUCGCCUCAUACCAUCACUUUGUCUUUCAUUAGACCUUUUAAUGCAGUUCUAACCAAGUAUUUGGCCAUUAAAUUAAGAUGUUUUCACGAUAACUGUGUCAGUGGACUAAUUUUAGUUAAUAUGGUUUAUGAUUUUGGGGAUGACAGAACGAACGCUUUUGGGAGGCAUUAAUCUUGUAUGUCAGAGGGGAAAAAUGAAAAUAAUGUAUCCUGGUGGGUCCACAGCACUAACUUCUGGAAAGCGGGAGAAAAUGAACACCAAUGCCAGGUUUCUUGUGUGUGUGCAUUGUCUAAUUCAAGUACGCACUAGUUGUUGAUCGAGAAAUGGGUUUUAUAUCAGUAAUGUUUGCCCAGAGGAGUGCCACAUACAAAAUCGAAAAGUACUCGAUGUCCAUUAGCAGUGACAUGUACUGUAUCUGCUGCAUGAAGAGGGUCCACAUCAUUGUUUAUUGAGACUGAAUCAUGCUCCUGUAGUCUUUUAUGGAUACAGCAAGCUUUUCUUUUGCUUUUAAUGUGCUUUUAUAAUCCGUUUCCUGUUUUUUUUCUGUUAUAUUUGCGAGUGCCGAGUUAAUGAAUGCACAUUUACGUAUUUAUUGGUUAAUUGAGCACGCUCAAACCACAUUAAUAUGUUGGCCAAAAGGCUAUUUUCCUGGUAGUGCCUAGAAAUAUGUUUAAAAAGUCACUGUAAAAAAGAAUAUAAUAUGAAUACAUCUUUACAAUGCUUUAUCAGAACAAGGUGCAAGGUUAUCAAAGCCGCUCGUCUUCUUCGGCGGCCCUUGUUUCAGUCUAUCGUGUGGGGGUGGGCUUUUCCUCCGUCAUUAGCAGCUAAUCUAACAGCAGGAUAAAGAUACUCGGCCCAAUAAUCUCAGUAGCCACACACACACACACCUGUUAAAAGUCCUUCUUGGCUUCUUGGUCUUAUGGAGCGCAGCCACCGGGGCCCAUCAGCUCGCCACUAAGAGCAUUAGCCACACGCCGAGUCAUAUGAGCCCUUUCACGGCCAGUGUGCAGCGUGAUAACAUGGUGCGCCGGGGACCCUGGGUCAACAGUGUCGGGUUAGGAUUCACACUUAACAGUUUCAUUCUUGAGGCCGAAACUCAAUCCAGUACAAGGGCUGUGACAUGAAACUGAGACUCUAGUAUACAGUAUGUUAUGAAUACUGUGAGAGAAUUUAAAUGGUUCAAAAUCUGUUGAUGAAUAACAAAAAGACAGUUACCAGGUAAUUCAAAGAAUAAUCAUGUUUACUGUAAACCAUGGAUAAAAAUUGAGGUAUGUUUCUCAAAGGUGCAUAAAUUAAUCCUUCAAAAUAUAUUCUAAUGGACAAAAAUACCAGGUCAGUGCUGUGAUAAGAUUUCAAUAAAAUGAACUCUUUCAAAGCCAGAGACGAUGAUAGAUUACAUAAUAUUGACAUAUUGUCGAGCCAGUUCGCUCACACACACACAGUGAUAAUAUUUAUCGUUUCCUUCUUAAUUUCAAUGGUAAGCAUCACCUCUUCUUUUUUUUUUUCACCAAAUGCACUAACAUUAUAGGGACCCAUGUUGGAUUUCUCUCAUAAGAAAAUCGGCUGUGCGUCAAAUAAUGAUGUUGCGACGCCGUCAUAAAUCGCCAUACUGUAUUUCGGGCAUGGUGUCAUACGUCGGAUGUCGUAAGAAUCGUAUUUCGAUGCGAUCGCAUGUCGAGGUACCGCUGUAUAUGGAGAAAGAGUUUUCAUAUAAAAGCUAAAUUCAGAUUUGUAUUAAGCACCCCAAAAUUGUGCAAGAAAAAGUUUGCAUCAUUGCAAAAAAUUUUUGGUUGACCAGUGUUAUUUGUAAAAAGAUUAAAAUAUAUACGACACAUAAAUUAACAGAAAAACUCAAUUUUCAAUCCAAAUGCAUACAGU
Molecule: messenger RNA, 3032 nt
Organism: Corythoichthys intestinalis (scribbled pipefish)
Lineage: Eukaryota; Metazoa; Chordata; Actinopteri; Syngnathiformes; Syngnathidae
Gene: ostm1
Product: osteoclastogenesis associated transmembrane protein 1
Exons: 6
Coding region: 56-994 (312 amino acids)
Cellular component (GO): cytosol
Source: RefSeq, a predicted model, not a curated record